Belonocnema kinseyi is the source of this 2772-nucleotide messenger RNA. RefSeq names its product ATPase family AAA domain-containing protein 3A homolog (gene bor). Bases 125 to 1975 code for a protein of 616 amino acids. Gene Ontology annotation, cellular component: mitochondrion. The transcript is spliced from 4 exons. The record is from RefSeq and is a predicted model, not a curated record. Gene Ontology annotation, molecular function: zinc ion binding; ATP hydrolysis activity; ATP binding. Gene Ontology annotation, biological process: mitochondrion organization. Lineage: Eukaryota; Metazoa; Arthropoda; Insecta; Hymenoptera; Cynipidae.
AAAAACGUGCAGCUCUGCACGUGAGAACGUGUGCUAACGAUUUAAAUUUUGGCGACAAUAAUUCAAGGAUCGAGUUGGCAAAAGUGAAUUUUAAAGUGUUGGUGUCUAGUGAAUUUUGUAGAAAAUGUCGUGGUUGCUUGGGAGUCGUUAUAACCAACCCCAGGACUUUUCACAGUAUGUGCAACCGCCGGCUUCAGGAGGUGAUGGCGGUUCAGGUUCGAGCGAUGGGCCUCCGAAUAAACCAACCAAGUCUCAAAUGGAUGCUUACAGAUUUGAUUCCAGUGCCUUAGAACGGGCAGCUGCUGCUGCUAAACAAUUGGAAACAUCGGCUCAUGCAAUGGAAGCGUUGGAGCUUUCGAAGCUGCAAGAGAGAACAAGACAAACAGAAUUGCAAACAGAGCUGAAAAAGUACGAGGCCAGUAUUGAGCAGAUGAAAGUUGAACAAAAGCGAGUCGAUCAAGAGGAGAGGCGAAAAACCAUGGCAGAGGAGACUAAGCAGCAUCAAAUGAGAGCUCAAUAUCAGGACCAAUUAGCCCGGAAAAGAUACGAUGAACAGCUUCUCCAACAACAAAGAAUGAAUGAAGAAAACCUGAGGAGACAAGAAGAAUCUGUUGCUAAACAGGAGGCCAUGAGAAAAGCCACUGUCGAGCAUGAAAUGGAAUUAAAACACAAAAAUGAAAUGAAAAAAUUAGACGCUAAAUUGAGAGCUCAGGCGAAAAUCGAUAGGGAAAAUCAGGAUUUGAAUCUCGAAAAGAUUAGACUCAAAGCUGCCGAAAACAGAACUACUGUUCUCGAAUCUAUCAAGACUGCAGGUUCAGUCGUUGGAACUGGAGUCACAGCUCUUUUGCGAGAUUGGGACAAAAUCCUCGCAGCUGCCGGAGGCUUAUCUCUCGUAGCUCUCGGAGUUUACUCUGCCAAAGGUUCUACCGGAGUGGCAGCUCGAUAUAUCGAGUCCCGUCUCGGAAAACCAUCCCUCGUUCGUGAAACGUCUCGAUUUUCCGCCUUGGAUGUAGUUCGACAUCCAAUAGAAGCGGUAAAGAAACUGAAAGAUCAAAAGAGCGACGCCCUGUCUGGAGUUGUGCUAGCACCAAAACUCGAGGAGCGACUUCGAGAUGUCGCGAUCGCCACGAAAAAUACGAAACAAAAUCGAGGAAUGUAUAGAAAUAUUUUAAUGCAUGGACCGCCCGGAACUGGUAAGACUAUGUUUGCGAAAAAGCUCGCCCAGCAUUCGGGAAUGGACUACGCCAUCCUGACUGGCGGUGAUUUGGCGCCUCUCGGACGAGACGGUGUCACUGCGAUUCACAAAGUUUUCGACUGGGCCUCAACCUCGAGAAAGGGUCUUCUACUCUUCAUCGACGAGGCGGACGCCUUUUUGCGGAAGAGAUCGAGCGAGCACAUUUCCGAGGAUCUGAGAGCGAUGUUGAACGCAUUUCUCUACAGAACUGGCGAGCAGAGCAACAAGUUCAUGUUGGUUUUGGCAUCGAACACACCCGAGCAAUUCGAUUGGGCGGUGAAUGACCGAUUGGACGAGAUGGUGGAAUUUUCUCUGCCGGGUCGAGAAGAGCGCGAGCGGUUGGUGCGCUUGUAUUUUGACAAGUUUGUCCUGCAACCGGCGACUGAAGGCAAGAAGCGGCUGAAGGUCGCGCAGUUUGAUUACGGCGCGCUUUGCAGCAAAGUUGCGCAAAUUACGGAGGGAAUGUCGGGGAGGGAAAUUGCGAAAUUAGGAGUUUCUUGGCAAGCGGCUGCCUAUGCUUCGGAGGAUGGAGUGCUGACUGAUCAGAUGAUCAUUGACAGGACCAAUGAGGCGGUUAAACAACACAAACAGAAGGUACAAUGGCAAAGCGAACAAGAAAGACAAGAAUCGAAAUCGAUAUACGCAGGUGAAACAGAAACUUCCGAUUCGAAACUUUCGAAAAAGGAUAUAAAGGCGAUAGAACCAUCGCCAGGACCUUCGGAUCAAAUAGCUCCAGCUUGAAUUAUUCAUCAUGUAGGCGGUAACUCGAAAAAUACGGCGAAAUUGGACCAAUCGCUGAACUGAAAAAAAAUAUCACUUAUCAAAGUCAAGAUUUUUAUUCACCUCUUCAGCUUAGACGUAUGAGCGUCAAAAACUGUAAAUUUAAAGAUUGCUUAGGUUCAAUCUCAUUGGAAAUGUGCAAAACUUGAACGUGUCGUUUCAAAUUUCCAAUCGUCAAAUCCAAUGUGCAUUUAGUUAAAGAAAAAUACUACUAGGUUCGUUUUAGAGAAUUGAAUGUUUCCUCCUUUCAGAAAAAUGUGAAGCAUCACGGAAAAACGUAAAAUAGUGGAAUAAUGUGUCAAAGGAUUGUGCCUAAUUUUUCGCCGCUAUUUUUUUUUUGCACGAGAUCCAUCACAUUGUUCGACCGAUUUUUGUAAAUAUUAAGAGAGUUGGCUCUCAGGGAUAUAUUAACGAGUUUAUUCUCUUUCUUUUCUGUCGAAUUUUUGAAAAAAUGUAUUUUUUUAAAUUUUAAGACGUACAUUGACGAAACUUGAGAAAAGAAAGACGAAAAAAUUAAGUUUUUGUGCAUUCUUAAUACUUCUAUAAAUUUGUUACUUCGUUUAACGAAUCAUACUGUUGACGUUUGUCUUCAUUUCGUUUGCAUAAAAACUUUGCUGGAAGUUUGGGAGUAUUAGUUAAUAGACAAAUUAUUGAAAUAGAAAAUAAAAAUUCUUAUAUAGAAGAUUUGUUCGUCUUGGAGACGAAAAUUUUUUUUUAAUAUGUAAAUUAUAAUCAAUAAAGAGAAAUUUAUUUCGCAA